AUGCCGGUCUAUCUGCUGCAACGGCUGGUCCAUGCCGUCAUCGUUAUCACGGUGGUGGUGUUCGUCGUUUCGCUCAUCGUCAAGGUGAUCCCGGGCGAUCCCGUCGACGUGAUGUCAGCCGGCAACCCCGGUAUCACCGCGGAGCAGAAGGACAAGCUGCGCGCGCAGCUCGGCCUCACGCGGCCGGUGCUUGAGCAAUUCGCGUCCUAUUUCACCGGGGCCGUGCAGGGCGAUCUCGGCCAGUCGAUCCGCUUCCGCGUGCCCGUCACCCAGCUCAUCGCCGAGCGGCUGCCGGCGACGCUGGAGCUCACCAUCCUCUCGAUGAUCAUCGCCAUGCUGAUCGCGCUCCCGCUCGGCGUCGUCACGGCGCUGCGCCGGGGCUCGAUGGUCGACUACUCCGGCACCGUGGUGGCGAUCCUCGGAGUCUCGAUCCCGAGCUUCGUGCUGGGCAUCCUGCUGAUCAUCGUCUUCGCCGUGGACUUGCGCUGGCUGCCGUCGUCCGGCCGCGAGAGCUUCCGCUAUCUCCUGCUGCCCUCGAUAGCGCUCGCGCUCUCGAUCACGGCGUGGAACGCGCGGCUCACGCGCUCGGCCAUGCUGGAGGCGCUGGGGCAGGACUAUGUGCAGUUCGCCCGCGCCAAGGGGCUGCCCAACCGCGUGGUGUACAUCCGCCACGCCUUCCGCAACGCGAUGAUCCCGACGAUCACGAUCCUGGGUCUGCAACUCGGCUACCUGCUCGGCGGCACCUUCGUGAUCGAGAACGUCUUCGCCUGGCCCGGCAUCGGGCGGCUGGCGGUCCAGGCCAUCUUCUGGCGCGACUACCCGAUCAUCCAGGGCAUCGUGGUGGUGAUCGGCGGCCUCUUCGUCCUCAUCAACAUCGGAAUUGACGUGAUCUACCGCAUGGUCGACCCACGGAUCCGCUAUGGCCGCGCUUGA
This is a messenger RNA of Geodia barretti, 933 nucleotides long. NCBI's taxonomy places the organism in Eukaryota, Metazoa, Porifera, Demospongiae, Tetractinellida, Geodiidae. The record is from the annotation of a GenBank genome assembly.